ACAGUUCUCUUAUCACAGUAAAAUCUUUCAUAUUGUUACUCUCAAGUAAUUUGGUGUGAAUGAGUGAAUAGUUGACUAUUAGUUAGCUAUUGGUUGAGUGAUUUAUCGGUUUAUAUUUCUGAAAGGCUGCGCUGUUCACGUUCGGACUACAACGUUUACACGUCCGAGCCGAGGGCGUACUAGCUAGCUCUUUCUCUCUGCUCGCUCACUGUACGUGACGUCAAACCAGCAUGGCGGCCAAGGUGCAAUCUACCAAACGCGGGGACCCAAGUGAGCUGAAAUCGAUCUUCCAAAAGUACGCCAGUGUAGCGGACAAGGAUGGAGAGAGGUUCAUGACCCCAGGAGACUUUGUCCAGAGGUAUCUAGGACUACACACGCAGAUCCACCACAACCCCAAAACUGUACAGCUCAUCGCUGCUGUGGCCGACACCACAAAGGACGGGCUGAUCUCGUUCCAGGAGUUCCUUGCGUUUGAAUCAGUGUUGUGUGCCCCCGACGCUCUCUUCAUAGUAGCCUUCCAGCUGUUUGACAAGAAUGGAACUGGAAACAUUUCCUUUGACAAUGUGCGGGACAUCUUCAGCCAGACCACAGUGCACCACCACAUUCCCUUCAAUUGGGACUGUGAGUUCAUCCGUCUGCACUUUGGGCACGACCGCAAGAAACGCAUCAGCUACCUCGAGUUCACCCAGUUCCUGCAGGAGCUGCAGUUGGAGCAUGCACGCCAGGCGUUCGCCCAGAAGGACAAUGGGAAGAAUGGCGUCAUCUCCGCCAUGGACUUCAGUGACAUCAUGGCCACCAUCAGACACCACAUGCUCACACCCUUUGUGGAGGAGAACCUUGUCUCCGCUGCAGGUGGCAGCACCUCUCACUUGGUCAGCUUCUCUUACUUCAAUGCCUUCAACUCCCUCCUGAACAACAUGGAGCUGAUUCGCAAGAUCUACAGCACACUGGCUGGCACGCGGAAGGACACACUCGUGACCAAAGAGGAGUUUGUUCAUGCUGCCAACAAGUUUGGGCAGAUCACUCCCAUGGAAAUUGACAUCCUGUACCAAUUGUCAGGCCUGUUCUCCCCCUCUGGGCGCCUGAAUCUUUCUGACAUUGAGAGGAUAGCUCCGUUAGAGGAGGGAUGCCUGCCCCAUCACCUGGCUGAAACCCAAAAGCAGGCCCAUGGGGAUGGUUCCAGGUCUGUGUUGCUCCAGAUUGCAGAGUCCUCCUACAGGUUCAGCCUGGGCUCCAUCGCUGGAGCUACGGGAGCGACGGCUGUGUACCCCAUCGACUUGGUGAAGACUCGUAUGCAGAACCAGAGGUCCACAGGAUCCUUUGUCGGAGAGCUGAUGUACAAGAACAGCUUUGACUGUGCUAAGAAGGUGCUUCGCUACGAGGGCUUCUUUGGCUUCUAUAGAGGCCUGGUCCCUCAGCUUAUAGGUGUAGCACCUGAGAAGGCUAUCAAACUCACAGUGAAUGACUUUGUAAGAGACAAGUUCACCAACAAGGACGACGCGAUUCCUUUUUGGGCUGAGGUUAUGGCUGGCGGCUGUGCUGGAGGCUCCCAGGUGAUCUUUACCAACCCUCUGGAGAUUGUGAAGAUUCGCCUGCAGGUGGCAGGCGAGAUCACCACCGGGCCUCGAGUCAGCGCACUCAGCGUGGUUCGUGACCUGGGCUUCUUCGGCCUCUACAAGGGUGCUAAAGCAUGUUUCCUGAGAGACAUCCCCUUCUCUGCCAUCUAUUUCCCCGCGUAUGCCCACCUCAAGACCCAGUUCGCUGACGAGCAAGGCAGGCUGGGAGCUCUGCAGCUUCUCACUGCUGGAGCGAUCGCAGGUAUCCCUGCGGCCUCCCUCGUGACGCCUGCCGAUGUCAUCAAGACGCGUCUGCAAGUUGCAGCGAGGGCAGGACAGACCACUUACACCGGAGUCAUCGACUGCUUCAGGAAGAUUAUGAGAGAGGAGGGGUUCAGGGCUUUGUGGAAGGGAGCUGGAGCUCGUAUGUGCCGGUCUUCUCCUCAGUUUGGUGUGACUCUGGUGACUUAUGAGCUCUUACAGCGGUGGUUCUACAUUGACUUUGGAGGACAUCGUCCGUCGGGAUCUGAGCCCACACCCAAGUCUCGCAUCUCGGAGCUUCCUCCCAUUAACGCCGACCACGUCGGAGGCUACCGCCUGGCCGCAGCUACCUUUGCCGGGGUGGAGAACAAAUUUGGCCUCCACCUUCCUAAAUUCAAGUCCUCCGGCGUGGUCUCCAUACAUCACCCAGAGCCAGUCGCUUCCACGCCUGCUCAGGCCCCAUAGAGGUCUGAAUCUCCAUAUCACUUUGCCAUCCCUCUCCUCCUCCUCCUCCUCCUCCUCCUCCUCCUCCUCCUCCUCCUACCAGGAGCCAGACAUUUAGAUAGAUACACAAACAAAACACGCACAUAUUUUAAAACACACUCCACACAUAGGGGCCACUCAUUUAGGAACAAACAACACCAGAGUAACGGUGUGCUCCACUGGUCUCCAGCCAGAGGUGGAGGUGGAGGGCAGGCUGGAGCUGUGGGUGGAAGCGAGCAGACAGCGGCGGGACCGGAGCGCCGACUGUGUUGUAUCUUCAGUGGCUGAACGCUCCUGGCAUCUCCAUCUUUUGUGUUUCACUCCAGCAUUCGUAUAAAACGAAGCCUCCGGCACUCCCCUUUUUUUUUUUUUCUCUCAUGAGUAGCUGAUUUGAUUUUUAUUGUGUUUUUCUGUCUGAUACUCAGUGCGAGUAGGACUUCUCUUAUUGGCCGGUGGGCGUAGGAUAUAUUAGAUUGGUCAGCAUGGUGCGCGGGGCUUCACUCUCGAUUGGUCCUCCCACUGGAGGCUACAUACUGUACAUAUUGUAUAACUGUACUGAGACAGCACAUUGACAGGAAGGGAAAUGUUACAAGGCCAAGCUCUCUGUAACGUUGAGUCUGCAUCCCAAUACAGUAACUGUAAUGUUAUGGCAAUGCGGUCCUGGUCUCUGAGAAUCACUCUUACUGAUGUACAGAACUUUUCAAUUAAGUGUUUUCUCGAUAAAACAAGAAUCAUGAGAAGAGAAAUUAGAUAUUAAUAAAUUAAAUGUAUCUCAAUUCAGUCAUGUUAUUUUAUUGAAAUAAAUCAUCCAUAUGGUUUUAAUUUUA
Molecule: messenger RNA, 3127 nt
Organism: Sander lucioperca (pikeperch)
Lineage: Eukaryota; Metazoa; Chordata; Actinopteri; Perciformes; Percidae
Product: calcium-binding mitochondrial carrier protein Aralar1-like
Exons: 18
Coding region: 231-2282 (683 amino acids)
Biological process (GO): L-glutamate transmembrane transport; aspartate transmembrane transport; malate-aspartate shuttle
Molecular function (GO): L-glutamate transmembrane transporter activity; calcium ion binding; L-aspartate transmembrane transporter activity
Source: RefSeq, a predicted model, not a curated record